GGUGGGCGGAGCUUCAUCGCCGGCAUAGAGGCAGUUGGCGACGGUUGGGGCCUCCUCAGAGCCUUUUUAAAAUGAAACCGAGUGGGGUUGGGAAUAGCCGAGCACUAGAAAGCGCGCGGGGGCCGACGCGGGGCUUAUAUGCAGCGGGAAGCGGGUCGGGAACUGCUGCCUGUGGCAGUGAGGGCUGGACUUGGAGCAGCAGUGGUGUUGGACUGGCGGUGGCGGGCUCUGCCCUGAGGCGUUAGAAAAGGGAGACGUUCCCCUCCACGGGCGCACGCUCGGAUUGGGGAAGAGCAGGAGGAUUUUUAUUUUUUUAAAAAAGACAUUCAGUUUUCUCAAAUCUGUUUUAAAACUUUACUUUUUAACUUACAAACAAAAAUCCUCAAACUGCCUCUACGCUCACGCAUUUUCGCAUAUUUUGACCUGUUCUCACCUUAAAAGAAUAUUUCUUUUUCUCCCCCCAUAUCGCACCCCUUUAAUUUGGAUUUGGGGGAGAAACUGGAAUAAGUGGCACCUCUCCAUCCUCAGUUCUCCCGAAGCAAGGGGGAGAACUAAAAAAAAAAAAUUAAAACGUUUCUUUUGCUUCCUCUCGCUUCCUGAGAGGGGAGUGGUUUUCCUUGAAGAGGAAGCCAUCGAGUUAUUCUUAAAGAAAGCCCCCCCCUUUUUUUUUCUAUGUGCUAUGGGCGGUUAAGCUUUAUUUUGUGGUGCGCCGUUCUAUUUAUUUAAAACAACAGACGCUCACAAAGAGGGAUCCCAGACAUCGGCCAUCUACCUGUUUGUCAUCAUGUACAAUACAGUUUGGGAUAUGGAUCGCGAUGACACGGACUGGAGGGAAGUGAUGAUGCCGUAUUCUACUGAGCUGAUAUUUUAUAUCGAAAUGGACCCACCAGCUCUUCCUCCAAAGCCCUCCAAGCCAGUAAAUACAAAUGGGAUAAAAGAGAAUUCCAGUUCAUCACUACAGGAUGCGGAAUGGUACUGGGGAGACAUUUCAAGGGAAGAGGUAAACGACAAAUUACGAGACAUGCCGGAUGGAACAUUCUUGGUGCGGGACGCAUCAACAAAGAAACAGGGAGACUAUACACUGACACUGCGGAAGGGUGGCAACAAUAAAUUGAUAAAAAUUUAUCAUCAGGAUGGGAAAUACGGUUUUUCUGAUCCAUUGACUUUUCAUUCUGUUGUGGAACUGAUUAACCACUAUCACCAUGAGUCUCUUGCCCAGUAUAACCCUAAACUAGAUGUGAAGCUUAUGUAUCCUGUAUCCAAGUACCAGCAGGACCAGUUGGUAAAAGAAGAUAAUAUUGAUGCUGUGGGGAAAAAGCUUCAGGAGUACCACACUCAAUAUCAAGAGAAAAGUAAGGAAUAUGACAGACUAUAUGAAGAAUACACCAGAACAUCACAGGAAAUUCAAAUGAAGAGAACAGCAAUAGAAGCUUUUAAUGAAACAAUUAAAAUAUUUGAAGAGCAGUGUCACACCCAAGAGCAAUAUAGCAAAGAAUACAUUGAACGAUUUAGAAGAGAAGGAAACGAGAAGGAAAUUGAAAGAAUUAUGAUGAAUUAUGAAAAAUUAAAAUCACGUCUGGGUGAGAUCCAUGAUAGUAAGCUGCAACUGGAACAGGAUUUGAAGAACCAAGCACUGGACAACCGGGAAACUGACAAGAAAAUGAACAGUAUCAAACCUGAUCUUAUGCAGCUGCGCAAAAUUAGAGAUCAGUACCUUGUCUGGCUUAAUCAUAAAGGAGUGAGGCAGAAACGAAUAAAUGACUGGCUUGGAAUAAAAAAUGAAAACUUUGAUACAUACUUUACAAAUGAGGAGGAUGAAAAUCUGCCACAUUAUGAUGAAACAUCUUGGUUUGUGGGAGAUAUCAAUCGCAUCCAAGCAGAAGAUAUGCUUUGUGGGAAACCUGAUGGAGCAUUUUUAAUUCGAGAAAGUAGCAAGAAAGGCUGUUAUGCUUGUUCUGUGGUAGCUGAUGGCGAAGUUAAACACUGUGUGAUUUACAGCACUCCAAGAGGUUAUGGGUUUGCAGAGCCAUAUAACCUAUAUAGUACCCUUAAAGAAUUAGUUCUUCAUUACCAGCAUACCUCCCUUGUCCAACACAAUGACUCCCUCAAUGUUCGACUUGCUUAUCCUGUCAACGCACAGAUGCCCUCCCUCUGUAGAUAAAUUCUAGGAGGGUGAAGUAUAGGUGAAGUGUUGGUUCUCAGAUUUCUUUUCUACAGUUUUUACUAAAACCCAGAGGGCAUUCUUUCUCCUUAAGACUGCUUGUUUUGCACAAGAAAUGAUUUGAUGAAUGUGAAUUGGAGACCUAGCAGCAACAAAAUAAUAGCUUUGGGGUUGGUGCCCUGGUGCUACCUGAAGAUCAGCUAUGUUUUUAUAUAAGGAAACUCUCUCAUUUUCCCUGUAAGGAACAUGUUAACUGUUUAAAAAUACAUACAGAAACAUCUAGAAGCAAAACUGCGGAGAGAACAUUUUUGCCAGGCACCAUCAGCGGAACUUCUACUUGGAUUUUGUUUUUCUGAGGUAUUGGUAAUGUCUUUCAGUCUUAAGCUCCAGGAAAAUGUGGGGAAAGUCUCUACUCCAGAAGCUUUUCCUUGUUAAUUUUAGCAGCUUUGCUGCAAGUCAGACAAACUUAAAAAUGAGGGCUCAUCUUGAUGUAGCAUGGUAUUUGGUGAGAGGAGACCAAAGGAAUUAUAGGGAGAGUUUCAGGUUCUUAUUUAAAGAAUAUCCUCAAGGAAAUAUUGCUUUAUAUUUUACCAACAUAACAAAAUUUUGGUUUCAACAGUACUAUAGGUCUUCAAAUAAAAGAAACCAAAUCUGAACCCACCAAAACUUGUUUCAUUGCUAGAUUUAGCACUUAUGGGUGGGAGGGGGGAGAUUGCAUUUGCAAUCACACACUUGCCAAAACUUGAAGAGAGAAACAAAAGCUAAAACUUCCUGUGUAGUUUUGAAAACUCUCACCUGACAUAACUGCACCAGUUUUCCCCCUUAUUACUUUUAAAAUGUGUUUCCUUUCUUCCAAGGAUGUCAGAUUCUGUUUUUAAAAAAUACUAAGCUUUGAAAUGUAAACCAGAAUGAAGCUGGCACUUGGCAUGUUUAUAAGAUACUAAGCAAAGAAUAUUCUGUUUAAAAAUGUUUGUUUCUUUUUAAAAAAAACAACAACUUUAAACGUGCAAUGGAUUGCUUCUCAAUGGCUUGCAAAACCAAAAACAAAAAAACCCAUAGGGUGCUGUCUACAUACUGCUGAAACAUACUGCUAUAAAACUGUAUUUGUAAUGCAUUUGGAUUGUACCCUAAAUCACUAAUUCCAUUGCACAGGUUAUAUACCCUUAGAAUUCAUUGCUGGCUUACCAUAAGACAAAUAUUUGGAUAGCUGAAUUCAGUGGGAAUAGUCAAGAUAUAAAGUGGUAGAAUCUAUCAGUAUGUAAACAGCUUUGCUUGGACUUCUGCCAUCAUCAGAUUCAUCUGGAUUAUAUCUAACAUAAAAUAAUGAAAUUCUAACAAAUAGUGAGAACUGGAUCCAUUAGACUGAGAAUUUGUGCUCCUAAAAUGCUGUAUUUAACUUUUGUUGUCACUACGCAUAUUCCCUUGUUGAUUUGUUGUAAUUUCUAAAGAUUAUAUUUGAGCUAAAACACUUGCUUACACAACAAGGACAAAUAGGUAGAUUCAAUAUGAUGUCUUUCCUUUUUCUGUGUAGUAUAGGAAGUGCAUGCGAGGGAGCUGGGACAUCUGGAUCUUUUCUGGCUCCAUCCUACCUUCAGUGCCACCUUGAACCCCCAGACUGUUAGAUUCUAAUGUUUACACAAAGCAGAAUGCACUAUAAGGGAGCAUAGAAGUAUUAUGCAGAAUAUGAAAUUGCUGAACAGGAAAAUGAUAAAUCUUGAGCACUAAGCAGCUGGAGGGGCCAUACUAGAUUGCUUGACAUGUCCCAAAAGCACUUGUUUUGCACUAAACUACUGCCACUUAAGCUAAGUGUUGGUUACCAGCGGGAACAUGAACUUCUACAAAUGGAACGGUGGUUGUCAGAGGAACCAUCCAGUCCUCAAAUUUAUGAGAAGAUAGUGAAUGACCUAAUGUGCUAUAAUCUCUUAAGUCCCUCUUUCCCCAAGCCUUCCCACCCCAUUUCCCCUUUAGCCACGAGUAAUAUGCUACUUUCAUCAAGUGUGGCUCUGGAUUCUGCCAGUUUUCAGAGCAGCAGGGUGAGACUUUUGUACCCUCCUCUGCAUGGAGGCCUGACCAGUUUGCACAUUCUAAUUUGAUACCUGCACAUUGCCUAAUGCUACUUUGUAAUUAAAUUAGCUUAGGCUACAAAAGUCUGUUCUGACUUAUCCAAAAUCAGGGAAACUUUUCCAUGCCCCCCAAUAAAUUGCUAUAUUUUAAAGUAUCAAACAAUGAACUAAUUGGCAAUAUAAGGUGGAGUCACACAACACACACACACCCUUACUGUUCUGGAUACUUCAUUGGGUUUUCCCAUAUAAAGUCACUGGCUUCUGUUUUUCUGUUUGGAGUAUCAAUAAAUUCAGAAUCGUAUGUUUCCUUUCAGCUUCAUAUUUUAAAUUUUCCAAUUAACUUUAUGUGCACUUCAUCUUAAAAGGAACUUUGAUUUACUUCUCUUUAAAUUGGCACGUUCUGACAUACUUUAUUAGAACUGUGAGCAAAUUAAACAUAUAUGUAGCUUUCUGAUUGUCUGCAUUUGGUUUGGGGAAAUAAGUAACAGCUGAUGGUGUUGUCCAUCUGGUUUUCACAUGCCUUUGCACUCUUGCAUUAGCCUUUUUUGGAUGGAUUUGGCAAGUGAAAGAUCAUUUUGAAGUCAAAUGAAAGUUCAUAGAAAGAACGUUCUACUACCAUCAUUCAGCUUCUGUCCAUUUUUCUUGACGUAAUGUUCUUGCUAGUUUUUCACACACAUCAUGUUUCGCAUGAGUGAUGCUUAGCUCACCCUAAGUGGCAGUAUUCCUACUUUCCAUGGCUCACCUUUUGAUUAUUAUGAUCACCCUAUAAGCAGAACAUGCUAUCUUUGUACAAAUGCAGAAGAGAAUGGCAAAAUGGAAGAAGCUAAGUGGAUGAAUGUUUUUUUAAAAAGCCAAUGAGUUAGGCUUGCUUUUGUAGAAUACUUUUUUCAUCUGCCAGCAGUUAGUUAUAUUGAUCUCAGUGACCCAAUUAUGUAGAUUUUUUUUCACAGUGUUAAACAGUAAAUUGGGUGGGGAGAAAGUUUCUUGCUUAAUAUGUACAGUUUAUCUGAAGUGUAUUUGCAAGGAUUGGGGGUGAUUCAGUAGUUUGCUUUCUCACAACUAGAAAACUAUCUCCUUCUGCAGUCACUACGGUAAUUGCAAUGUACAAUAGAUCAGCCAAGAAUGAAAAGUAAUUCAAUUGCCAGUACUUCUGCAGACUAAUUUCUUUGCCAGUCACUCUUCAUAAAAACAAAUACAUAGGUAUUGAGAAAUUUCAGGAAGAGUUAAUACAGAGGGUACAACAUUGUUUUCCCUCUGCACUUACGUUGUACAAAGAAGUACUUGAAUCUCCUGUUUACUGAGGUAGGAAUAAAUCCAGCAUCACUGUGUUUUCUAGUCUGUGAGCCAGAAAUCCAUGGUAGGUAUCCGCAAAUGCAUGCAUGUGCACACUGGAGCUGCUUGUUUCCCUCUCGCCAAACAACAGUUCUUUGCACUACUUCAGAUAUUAGUUCUGAAAUUCCCCUGGAUUUCAAAAGUGACUUGUCAAGCAAUGUGGAGGAUGCAAACAUUCAAAUGCUCCUGCGCAUAUAUACAGCUGGUUAUGCAACACUUAGGAUCAUAGCCUAAAAUGAAAAAGCAGGGGAUUAGCAAACAAGAUGUUCUAAUCUGGAUGCCCAGGUUUAUGUUUUCUACCUCCAGUCACUGAAUUCACUUGCAGUCCAUAUACUUGCAAAUAAAUUGGCAUGCAAAAUCUCUUCAAUCCCAGUACUACUACUAUAUCUGUAGGUGUUUGGAUAAAAGUAAGCAUAUAUGUGAACCAUGCAGAUGUAUGAGACAGCCAAAGGCCACCCUGCGCAAGCUCAGGAAUAGGGACAGCAACAAUUCUUCAGCCUCUUUCAGAGCAGGCAGACAAUACUGUAGAAGCCAACGUGGACACAAGUAGUGCUAUAUUAAGGGCUUGACGUGGUUUGCUUUUGUAAUUAUGCUGUCAGUUGGAAAGCCAUGACAACAUAGUAAACUUCAUGUUUGGCUAUCAUAUUUCCAAGUCUCGAAAAGCCCCUUUUUUGGUACUUGAACAAUGUUAUUUCUGUUUGAAUGUGUGGUUUUUGUUUUUGUUUAAUUCACGCUAACGGAAUAAAAAUCUGAAGUGGUAGCACGUAUUGUGUGUAUGCAGAUAUAAAACAUAACUUUUUUGUGAGGUGACAAGUUAUAACUGCAGACCCGGGUAAGCAUAUUGUAUGUUCAAGGUUUGUUUUCCUUCUACCUGUUUUUCUUUUUAAUGUGAAUCCAUAAAUAUCUGCUUAAUACCUUGGGAAGUUUCAAUAUAUUCCUGAAGUAAAGAUUUAGAUCCAAUAUUUGUUUCACCCUUUAAAAAUACUUGCAUUUAGAAGCAGUCUGACUUGGCAUUUUAGCUUCCUGAAACCUCCAUUUUCUGAUGUGCGGCAAGAUUUAACUAUACUUUUAGACAUGAACUCAGUUUUUGUUUUCUUUAAUAAGAAUUACUUUUUUAUGAAAAAGAUAGUAUUCCAGAACUGAAGUGUUUUAAGACAUUGCAGUGGAAUGUUUUGGGCUAGGAUGUACAUCUUAAAAUAAAUGGGAUAAUGAUUUGUCCAAGGUCUGGUAUCAGCAGUGGACAUACUCAAGCAGUUGUUGGGGCCCACACCAAGGCAGCUUACCCGUAUCCAGAGUCUGCUACUGCUACUCUCAUAGGCUGCAAUCCAUGUCUACUCAGAAGUAAGCUCCAUUGGGUUCAAUGGGAUUUACUCCCAGGUGUGUAUUGGAUUGCAGCCUUUGUCACUGACACCUUCCCACUCUUCUUUUCUCUUCCCUUCCCCCCCCAACUGCUCCCUACCUGCUUUAGGAGACCCAGGGAUGUGUGGAUGCGCACUGCACCACAGCCUCAUGACUCCCCUUAAGGUGGGAGAGCUGUUUCCUGUCACCAUAGUGACCUUGCUUCAUCCAAGUUGACAGGGAAAGUGCAUCCAACAUGUAGGCAACUGAGGGGAAACCUGUCGCUACAUCUGCCCACUGCUAUAGUAAUUAGGGGACUCUUUUCCAUCCUAACAUGUCUUAGUUGUUCUAUCUCCUUGCUAGAUGAUGACAUCUUGAGAAAUCCUGCCCUCUCCUUCCUGUCCACUGGGCACUAGUCUCCCAUAUUCUUUGCCCUACAGCCAUCGCAAUCUGCUCCUAUCCCACAGCGAGAGAAAGGUGAGCAGGAGGCACUUUGCUGCUGCUUCCUGCUAUUAGCCAAUGGCAUGGAAGGGAUGGAUGGACCCAACUCCGACCCUCAUUUUCUGUUGGAUCUUGCCUGAGAGGCCUCCACAAACCUGGAUUAGGCAUUAUAUAGCCCCUUCUCAUGAUACACCUGCAGAAUAGAACAAUCUCCACAUAUCCCCUGCCACAGUGUUUGUCUCUACCUAGUUGCAAGCCACUAGCAGGAAUAUUUGUCAGUAGGAUAAAGAUACACCACACCAUACAUUUAAAUUCUCUUGGAAAGGUGCAUACAUGUACACACACCACUCGAUCACUCUAUAUUAUGCAGAGCUAUCCUAACAGUUAUAGAGUGACUUUAACAUAAGAUGGCAGAUGUACAAACAGUUGUAUUGCUGUUUGUAAGCCCCAAGACAGAAGAAUUCCAGUGAAGCCUAAAAAGUGAAAAAAUUGUUUGAGAAGUAGCACUGUGGGCUAAACUAGACAAGAUGCUAGAAGGUCCAUGAGCAGAUUGCAUGCGUGUGUUGUUUUUUUCAGUCAUAAGCAACUGGAGAGAUAGUGCAGUUGGAUUGCAUAAGUGGCUUUGGGGGAGUGGGUGUUGAACCCAUGGCUGGCUCCAGGCAUGCCGGGGCCCUUGGGCAUCAGCUUGCCCUGAGCCCUGGCAUGUGCGCACGCUCGCAGCCCCCCCACCUACCUGUCUCCUGUCUUUUAUCUUUGUCCUUAAUGAAGAUGGCGGCCGUGGUUUCCCUAAGGGGAUGAAGCCUCCGCCACCAUCUUUGUAGAUGGCACACGUGCGUGCUAUGCACAUGCAUCUCUGCCAUCAACUAAGAUAGUGGCAGCAGCUUCAUUCCCUUAGGGAAGCCACGGCCCCCAUCUUCAUUAAGGGCAAUGCUAUAAGGCAGGAGACAGGUGGGGCAACGGAAUGGCGGGCAGGCGGAAGCUCCUGCCCUGUGAUCCGUAGAUGGUGCUGCGGAUCUCGGAAGGGGAGUGGAGGGCCUCUCAGGUUCCUGUAGCUCCGGGGCCCUUGGGCCAGUGCCCCAUAUGGCCGCCCUUUGGAACCAGUCCUGGUUGAACCUUUAUUCUUGUGCCAUCUUCAUGAUCUAAAUCACCAUCCUGAAGCUACUUGGUGUGUAGAGGGAAAUAUUCAUACAACUGGGUGCUUCCUGUAUAUUCACUCCGCAGCCCCAUGGGGGAAAUAUUAAGUAUGAGAGAUGAUUUAGAUUUAGAAGAAUACAGGGUGAAAGGUUAAACACUCCCAGCCUGAUAAGGGUUUGCUUUGAACUAAAAACACACAGGAGAUCUGAUCUGAUCUCAGCAACCUGUUACUUCAGCCCUGAGCUAAAAGCUUUGCUUGGUUGGAAUAUGUUUUGACUCAACACUGACUAAUAAAUAAUGAACAUUUAUCAAAUCUGAUGUUCCAAUCAGUUUGUGACUUCGAGCACUAGUGUUUUGGGCUGGCUCCAUUAUUUUAACACAGAUUCUUUGUACUAUACACCAUUCUUCAGCAACAUCCCUUGCUCCUGUCUUAUUGUUAAUGCAUGUUUUCCUUUUGGCUUGGAACUUGAAAAGCUUUAUGAGGUAUUUGUAAGCUUGUUCGGAGAGUGUGUCUCAUUGAUUCAGUGAGUAUUGCAUGUAGCAAUGGCUCUUAGUUAAAGUCUACUCUAUUUCACACUUCUUCGUAUCUUAACUAUAUCUAUAGGAGCCUUGCACUUCUCUCCAAUCAGCGUCUCGGGGCACUUUUUAACUUUUGGAGAAGUGUUGUACUGUAUAGAAACAUUUAAAAACAUUUUCAAGGUUCAACAUUCUCCCCUUCAUCAUAGGCCUAUUACUUUCGGUGGUGUUGCACCCUUGUAUGCCAGCCAACUGCAUUGUAUUUCUUGAAGUGCAGAGUGUUUGGUCUUUAUGGUGACUGACUAUAAAGAAAUUUGACUCUAUUUUGUUAAGUUUUGCCAGUUUACAGCACCAUGGGAUUGUACUGGUCUGCAACGUGUGUGUGUGUGUUUGUAUGUAUGUACUGUAGUAUAUAGAUAUAUGGAAAAUAAAUUCACAUACACAUCUAAUAUUCAUUGGCCAUAAGUGGCACUGGCCCUUUGAAACUCCAAAUUCAUCAUUUGCACUUGCUUUACUCACCCCACAAUAUGAAAGUUGGGAUCAUUUUUGUUCCCCCCUCCAAAAAAGUGGGGCUCCUCACUAAUAUUUCUGAUGUGCAUUUAAAAUUCCAUUUUAAUGUUUUCCUUAUUUGCUUCAAGAUAAAGCAUUAUAGUUUAUUGAAAGCAAAGUGAUUGCAUUUUAUAUAAACUUCAUUUCCUUUGAGAUGCAGUAACAUUUGCACAUUUUAAAAAUAUGGGAAAACCCCAUCUAGAACUAAUGUGCAAAGGAGAAUAAUAGCAUUACUCACUGUGUAUGGAAUAAUGAAUGAGGAGGUAGUUUCAUUUUGUAUUGAGGUGUACCAGGACUGUGCACUCCUUUUGCACAUCCCGCACAUGAACACUACAUUAUUGGAAAUGCAUUUUGGUUUUCCUUUUAAGGGAUGCUAUUUGUCAAAGGUUUGCUUCUCAUGGAGCAAUGGGAUUUGUUUUUGCUUUGUUUUGUUUAAUAUAAAUUCCAGCAUGUAAGUUUGGUAGUCUUGUUGGUAUGUAAAACCUGUUCUUCUGUCAUUUUAUGGUGUAGUCAAAUUUAUGUAGUUUAACCUUUAAAAAGAAACUGCUUCAUGAGGAAAAACAGUUGUAUGUUAGUCAUACUGUAGUUUCUAGAUGAGUAAUGCAACAUUGUACUUGUCACCAAAUGUGCUAUGAUCUUACUGUAUGUUUCUAUUUUUUAAAUAGGUGGUUGAGCUUUGGAAUCCCAGACACUAAGCAUUCUGGCCUACUUUGCUUUAGAAUAAAAUGCAAUAAAAGAUUGCAAUAAAGCACAUUUACAUGUAAUGUUUUAGAAGGAUGUACUGACCGCUGUUUCUAAUAAACUGAGAAAUACAGCUUAGCUGGUAUG
This is a messenger RNA of Rhineura floridana, 10362 nucleotides long. RefSeq names its product phosphoinositide-3-kinase regulatory subunit 3 (gene PIK3R3). The record is from RefSeq and is a predicted model, not a curated record. Gene Ontology annotation, molecular function: 1-phosphatidylinositol-3-kinase regulator activity. Gene Ontology annotation, cellular component: phosphatidylinositol 3-kinase complex. NCBI's taxonomy places the organism in Eukaryota, Metazoa, Chordata, Lepidosauria, Squamata, Rhineuridae. The transcript has 10 exons. Bases 785 to 2161 code for a protein of 458 amino acids. Gene Ontology annotation, biological process: insulin receptor signaling pathway; phosphatidylinositol phosphate biosynthetic process.